AUGGAAGCCAAAGAUGUCAGCGCAGUGUCUAGCCUUCUAAACCGUUACAUGAAACGGUUUGAGCUCUCGCAGACUUUCAGUGAGGAGGAGAUCCAACAUCUAUUCAUCAACAAGGAAAACACGUCGGAGACUGUCGUAUAUUCAUUCGUCGUCGAAGACAAGGAUACCCAUCAAAUCACGGACUUUUUUUCAUUUUAUUCUCUAGAAUCCUCUGUGAUCCAAAACGAGAAACACAGCAAUGUCAGAGCUGCAUACUUGUACUACUAUUCCACAGAGACAGCUUUUGCCGAAAAUGAAAAGGGUCUGAAAGAGCGUCUGCAGCUACUUAUCAAUGACGCAUUGAUUAUCGCUAAGAAGGAGAAAUUCGAUGUAUUCAAUGCCCUGACAUUGCACGAUAACCCUCUAUUCCUCGAAAAGCUCAAGUUUGGUGCUGGAGAUGGACAGCUUCACUACUAUCUAUUUAAUUACAGAACAGCACCCAUCGCCGGUGGCGUUGAUAGCAACAAUGAGCCUGAUGAGCGCAAGAGGCACGGUGUCGGUGUUGUUCUUGUUUGA
Molecule: messenger RNA, 555 nt
Organism: Trichophyton benhamiae CBS 112371
Lineage: Eukaryota; Fungi; Ascomycota; Eurotiomycetes; Onygenales; Arthrodermataceae
Exons: 2
Coding region: 1-555 (184 amino acids)
Biological process (GO): N-terminal peptidyl-glycine N-myristoylation
Cellular component (GO): cytoplasm
Molecular function (GO): glycylpeptide N-tetradecanoyltransferase activity
Source: RefSeq, a predicted model, not a curated record